GAAGGUGUCAAGUAGUAAAAGUCUAUUUACACAAAUACUAAACUGUCUAAUAAUCACUUCCGCCAGCAUAGUACAUGUCUGGCAACGCAAAAUGUGUUAAACCAGAUCAAGCAAGUCCUCUUUAGUGGCACGAGUGUGAGUGGGAUUCGUUGCCUCACUAUCUAAAAUAAUACUUUGUGAUACUACAUUUUAAAAUGAGGAACAGAGUGCUUAUUUUGUGCUUGUUAGUGUUGUCCUGUAUUUUCCUGAUAUCAGAUGGGAUUAUACACGAAUAUAAGAACAAACUAUUCCAUUUUCCUUAUGGAUCGCCAUUCAUGGGUAUUCUCACAGCUUUUGCCAUACCAUUAAAAGUCAACACUCCAGGUGAUGUAUUUUUGGCAGUGAAUUUUGAGGCCUCCUACAGUCUUCCAGAAAAUGAAACCACCCUGUAUUGGCCCCCAAUAGUGGGGGACACUGCCAGACAAAUUUUAUAUGAAAUAUUUGAAAGGAAACUCGAAAGCCAUGGGCAUCCUGGUAGAGAUUGCUUGUUGAGAGCAAUCUGCGAGAGUGCUGAAUUUUCUACGAAAAAUACUGGAGUUCUUGGAGAUAUAGUGCAUAUAGUUUUAACACCUUCAUCAUCAUCAAAUACAAAUCUUACUACACAUUAUGCAGAAGCUGAAAAUCAAGCUAGAAAAAAGGGCAGAUGCAAGAAAUACAAGAAGAGCUGCAGCUUUAGUAUUUUAAACAUGUUCAGUUGGAUUGGAAGUAUAUUCGAUGACCUUGGACGUUUAGCUAAAAUGGAACCGUCAAUUAAAACUAUUUAGUUAUGACAUAUGCAUGUUCAAUUGUUCGCUGAUUGAAUAAAGAAACAAAUUUCCACUA
Molecule: messenger RNA, 861 nt
Organism: Sitophilus oryzae (rice weevil)
Lineage: Eukaryota; Metazoa; Arthropoda; Insecta; Coleoptera; Curculionidae
Exons: 4
Coding region: 195-803 (202 amino acids)
Source: RefSeq, a predicted model, not a curated record